Cynoglossus semilaevis (tongue sole) is the source of this 818-nucleotide messenger RNA. It is a transcript of the gene rnf7, whose product is annotated as ring finger protein 7. Lineage: Eukaryota; Metazoa; Chordata; Actinopteri; Pleuronectiformes; Cynoglossidae. The transcript has 3 exons. The record is from RefSeq and is a predicted model, not a curated record. The coding region runs from base 555 to 818 and encodes 87 amino acids. Gene Ontology annotation, molecular function: zinc ion binding.
CAUCCUCUUCAGUUGUCCUGUGGAUACUAGAUUUACUGAACCGAAAUUUAAGGAUUAUUGUGCCGUCCAUCCAUUUUGUCAGGAUGGCAGUGAUGCCUUCAGGUGUUGCUUAAAAAUGCUAUUUAAAUAUGCGUUGAGCUAUUAAUUUAAGUUUUUGGGGAAAAGACGAAUGCGUAAAAACGUGAGCGAUGGUGGUCGAUAUGUAUACAAAACAUUUUAAGUGUUAAGAGUUAACUGAUUCUAUCGGCGCUUAAGCAUUUUAAACUACAUUAAAAAAUAUCCAGUAAUAUUUCGAUGUUGGAGUCACGCUAGAAAUAAAGUGAAAACCAUAUGGAAUGGAAUAUUCCAUUCUAGAUAACUCUGGGUAAAAUUAAAUACAACAUAAAACACACAAUAUUUUAAUUAUUUUUGAAUUUUUAAGCAGAAACAAAGCACUUGAACCUUUCGCAUUCGUUGUUUCGAUGUAACAAGCUGUAAGUUACAUUUGUCCGAGAAGAACGUGAAAGCAACAUUUGCGUAGCCUUGCAAAUACUGCAUCUCACUGAGCAGUAGAGAUGGAUGACGGUGACGAGUCAAGUGUAGUUCUUUCUCACAACACUUCCUCUGGUUCUAAGUCGGGCGGAGACAAAAUGUUCUCCCUGAAGAAAUGGAACGCCGUGGCGAUGUGGAGCUGGGAUGUUGAAUGUGACACCUGUGCUAUCUGUCGUGUGCAGACGCUUGUCUCCGAUGUCAGGCGGAAAACAAACAAGAAGAUUGUGUUGUGGUCUGGGGUGAGUGUAACCACUCCUUCCAUAACUGCUGCAUGUCCCUGUGGGUAA